CUGUCGUCACAGGCACAAUGGCGGCCUUCACUGUGGCUCGUAGCAGUUGCGGGCUGUUGCGCGGGUUGAGGGUCUCCUUGAGGAGUUUAGCGCAGAUAAAGUAUGGCGCAGCAGCCGCGGCGGCGUCCUCACCACAGAGCCCUCUCCAGGUGCACUGUCGCUGGUCCUCGGUCAGCCACCUGUCCGUGAAGGAGAGGAUCGAGCAGAAACGGAAGGCGGCGCUAAUCGGGGGAGGUCAGAAGAGAAUAGAUGCGCAGCACAAAAGGGGUAAGCUGACCGCCAGGGAGCGGGUGGAGCUCUUACUGGACCCCGAGUCCUUCAUGGAGACGGACAUGUUUGUGGAACACCGCUGCUCCGACUUUGGCAUGGAGCAGGACGGCAACAAGUUUCCCGGUGACAGCGUUGUGACCGGACGAGGCCGGAUCAACGGCCGGCUGGUUUAUGUGUUCAGUCAGGUACAGGCUAUACUCUUUGUUGGGCCGCAGCGCCAGGCUUGUUGGACCCUCCAUCAUUUGCUCCUCUCUUGCUCGUUCCAGGACUUCACGGUGUUCGGUGGCAGCUUGUCCGGAGCUCACGCGCAGAAAAUCUGCAAGAUCAUGGAUCAGGCCAUGACGGUCGGCGCUCCCGUAAUCGGGCUGAACGACUCUGGAGGCGCUCGCAUCCAGGAGGGAGUGGAGUCCCUUGCUGGAUACGCAGAUAUAUUCCUGAGGAAUGUGUUGGCUUCAGGAGUCGUCCCUCAGAUCUCCCUCAUCAUGGGCCCCUGUGCCGGAGGGGCUGUGUACUCGCCUGCCCUGACAGAUUUCACCUUCAUGGUUAAGGAUACGUCAUAUCUAUUCAUCACGGGGCCGGAUGUCGUCAAGUCUGUGACCAACGAAGACGUGACGCAGGAGGAGCUGGGCGGAGCCAAAACUCACACCACCGUUUCCGGUGUGGCUCAUCGUGCGUUUGAGAAUGAUGUCGAGGCUUUGCUAAACCUACGAGAAUUCUUCAACUUUCUUCCACUUAGUAAUCAGGAUCCAGCUCCCGUCAGGGAGUGCCACGAUCCCAGCGAUCGUCUGGUGAAGUCGUUGGACACCAUCGUCCCGUUUGAGUCGACAAAAGCCUAUGACAUGUUGGACAUCAUCCACGCGAUCGUAGAUGAGAGGGACUUCUUUGAGAUCAUGCCCAACUACGCCAAAAACAUUGUGGUGGGUUUUGCGAGAAUGAAUGGCCGCACCGUGGGGAUUGUGGGUAACCAGCCCAAAGUAGCGUCUGGUUGUUUGGACAUCAACUCCUCGGUAAAAGGAGCCCGUUUCGUUCGCUUCUGUGACGCCUUCAACAUUCCCAUCAUCACUUUUGUGGAUGUUCCAGGUUUUCUGCCAGGUACCGCCCAGGAGUACGGCGGCAUCAUCCGACAUGGAGCCAAACUGCUGUACGCCUACGCAGAGGCCACAGUGCCAAAAAUAACCGUCAUCACCAGAAAGGCUUACGGAGGCGCCUAUGAUGUAAUGAGCUCCAAACACUUGAGAGGAGAUGUGAAUUAUGCUUGGCCAACGGCUGAAGUUGCCGUUAUGGGUGCCAAGGGCGCAGUUCAGAUCAUCUUCAGAGGAAAGGAGAACCAGGCCGAAGCCGAGGCCGAAUAUGUGGACAAGUUUGCUAAUCCCUUCCCAGCUGCCGUCAGAGGCUUCGUCGAUGACAUCAUCGAGCCCGCGACCACCCGUCGAAAGAUCUGCAGCGACCUGGAAGUGCUGGCCAGCAAGAAGCAGGUCAAUCCGUGGAAGAAGCACGCCAACAUUCCUCUGUGAAACACUUCCAACCCGGCUGCACGGCAAUGCGAUGAUAAAGGCCCCCGUUUCACUGCGCUCAGGUGAACAGCAGGGGUUCCUCGGGAAGCCUGCCAAGCAGAUGGUUGUCGUAUUCAUUUACCACUCCGCUGGAAGCAUCAAGAUCCCAAAUUCACUCAUCUUUAAAAAAAGAAUAAAGUGUUAUUCAAUAUGGUGCCACCUAUAAGACUAGUAUCAGGAUUUUUAUGACACACAAGCUUUGGAUAAAAGGAGGAUAAUUGAACACUCAAGCAGUAGCCAUAUUGGCUGUUAUCAAGCAUGUUUUUGAACUAAACUAUCUGAAUAAAGUUAUUUUUUUGCAAUAAUUAUAAAAACAUUUAGUUGUUUUUUGACCCGAGUUUCAGUACUGUAUUUAGUUGUUUUUUUUCUUUCAUUCAGGACACCAAGGUCCAAACUGUGCCUUCUCUGUCUGGCGCCCUCUGUAAAAUAAAUCAUCUCAAUGUAUCCGCA
Messenger RNA from Poeciliopsis prolifica (blackstripe livebearer), 2273 nucleotides. RefSeq names its product propionyl-CoA carboxylase subunit beta (gene pccb). Gene Ontology annotation, molecular function: propionyl-CoA carboxylase activity. Gene Ontology annotation, cellular component: mitochondrion. Bases 18 to 1784 code for a protein of 588 amino acids. Lineage: Eukaryota; Metazoa; Chordata; Actinopteri; Cyprinodontiformes; Poeciliidae. The record is from RefSeq and is a predicted model, not a curated record. The transcript is spliced from 14 exons.